UGGGGCUUGAACUCAUGACCCUAGAUUAAGAGUCACGUGCUCUUCCAACUGAGCCAGCCAGACAACCCCAUUUUUAGUGGGUUUUUAGUGCCAUUGUGUGAAAGCACGGUAAUUUAUUUAACCUGCUAAAGGAUAUUUAGGUUCUUUCUAGCUUUUUUUGUCCCAUUAUAAACACCUUCCAACAUUUUUUCAUUCUUUCUACAACAUACCAUGAGUGUCCAUUUCUUAGUAAUAAGAAGUAUUAUCAGUUUUUCAUAUCUGUCAAUCCAGUUCCUUUAAUAUGCAUUUCCUUAGUUACUAGUGAGUUUUAACUAAUGAGUUAUUUCUACUUUCUAGAGAGUUAGUCAUGCUCAGGUUUCACAAAUCACUUCUUCCAGCCUGAGUACCAAGAGAGAUGGGUUGAUAAAUGAGAUUGUGCAAGCAGUUCUGAUGAUUCUGAACAGGCAAAUGGUGACUGGUGAGCUCAGGGUGGUAGUGCACCCUUCCCCCAAGAAGGAAUCCCAGUGUGCAAGUAUAGUUUUGCCAUGGUAGAGGCUGCUAGUGUGGUCUAUGCAGGUAGUUCUCAAAUUGUGUCAUUUGGACCAGCAACAUCCAAGUAUCACUUGGGAACUCUUUAGAACUGCAAAUUCUCAAGCCCAACUCCAAACCUCUACGAAAUGCCAAACUCUAAGAGUGAGGCCCUGCAAACUGUUUUAAUAAGCCCUCCAGGUGAUUCUGAUGUACACAAAGUUUAAUUAUUGAACUUUGUUGCCCCUUACGAUGAUCUGUCAGAAAUUUUAUAAAAUCUGAGUGGGAUUUAAAAUCCUGAUUCUCAGGUCACACUCUGUACUAAUGAAAUAAAAAUAUUUGGGGGAUGGGAGCCAGGCAUCAGUAUAUUUUAAAGAUCUGCAGGCAAUUCCAGUGUCUAGCAAAGUUUGGGAAAUUCUUAUCCAUAGUAUUUUCUGUUUUCAGGUUUAGGGAGGCCAGCCACAUUCCUGAGUCUUAGAAAGAAGUUCUGGGUCAGAUGAUGUAACAACCACUUCUCAGCUGGGAAGGUGGGAAUGGAGGGAGAUGGAUCUGCUCAGGACAGGCCUGGGCAGCCCAUGCUCAGGUCCAGCUCAGCCUCGCUGGGCUCUAGCUUCUGUGGACUCUACUUCUCCAGCAAAUGACCUUUGAGGAAAACUGACCAGUUUUUACAAUCUGAAAUCAUGGCUCAUCAUUUGGUGAUGUUCAGAGAUGUGGCUGUAGACUUUUCUAAGGAAGAGUGGGAAUGCCUGAACUCAUAUCAGAGGAAUUUGUACAGAGAUGUGAUAUUAGAGAACUAUAGCAACUUGGUGUCAGUGGCAGGAUGUUCCAUUUCUAAGCCAGAUGUGAUUACCCUACUAGAGCAAGGGAAAGAACCCUGGAUGGUUGUGAGGGACGAGAGAAGAAGAAGGAGCCUAGAUUUAGAAUCCAGAUAUGACACUAAAAGGUUAUUUCAAGAAAAGGAUAUUUAUGAAAUGAAUUUAUCUCAGUGGGAGAUAAUGAGAAGAAUUAGAAGUUGUGGCCUUGAAGACUCCUUUAUCAGAAAAGAUUAUAAAUAUAAAAAGUUUGAGGGACCAGAAGGUCCUCAAGAGGGAUAUUUCAGGCAAGUGAAAAAAAUGCCCAGUUACAGAAAACUCACAUCUCUUACUCUGUAUCAGAGAAUUCAUAAUAGAGAGAAACCCUACGAAUGUGGGGAUUGUGGGAAAGCCUUUAGGGUGCGCCAACAACUUACUUUCCAUCAGAGAAUUCACACUGGUGAAAAACCCUAUGAAUGUAAAGAAUGUGGAAAAGCCUUUAGACAGUGUGCCCACCUUAGUCGACAUCAGAGAAUUCAUACUUCUGACAAACUCCUCGAAUGUAAAAAAUGUGGAAAGAUCUUUACAUGUGGUGCAGAUCUUCGAGUACAUCAGAGAACUCAUAUUGGUGAGAAGCCCUAUGAAUGUAAGGAAUGUGGAAAGGCCUUCAGAGUGCGAGGACAACUUAAUCUCCAUCAAAGGAUUCAUACUGGUGAGAAACCCUAUGAAUGUAAGGAAUGUGGGAAGACCUUUAGACAGUAUGCACACCUUACACGACAUCAGAGACUUAAUAUUGCUGAGAAGUGCUACGAAUGUAAGGACUGUGGGCAGGCUUUUUUGUGUAGUACAGGCCUCAGAGUACAUCACAAACUUCAUACUGGUGAAAAACCCUAUGAAUGUAAGGAAUGUGGAAAGGCCUUCAGAGUGAGACAACAACUCACUCUCCAUCAGAGAAUCCAUACUGGUGAGAAACCCUAUGAUUGUAAAGAAUGUGGGAAGACUUUUAGUCGUGGUUAUCAUCUGACCCUCCAUCAGAGAAUUCAUACUGGUGAGAAACCUUAUGAAUGUAAGGAAUGUCAGAAGUUCUUCCGUCGUUACUCAGAACUUAUUUCACAUCAGGGUAUUCAUAUUGGAGAGAAACCCUAUGAUUGUAAGGAAUGUGGGAAGACCUUUAGACUGUUCUCACAACUUACUCAACAUCAGAGUAUUCAUUUUGGUGAGAAACCUUAUAAAUGUAAGGAAUGUGAGAAGACUUUUAGACUGCUAUCACAACUUACUCAACAUCAGAGUAUUCACACUGGUGAGAAGCCCUAUGACUGUAAGGAAUGUGGAAAGGCCUUUAGACUUCAUUCAUCCCUUAUUCAACAUCAGAGAAUUCAUUCUGGUGAAAAACCAUACAAAUGUAAGGAAUGUAAAAAAGCUUUUAUUCGCAGUUCACAGCUCACUGAACAUCAGAGAGUUCAUACAGGAGAGAAACCAUAUGAAUGUAAGAAAUGUGGAAAAGCCUUUAGUUAUUGUUCACAGUAUACUCUCCAUCAGAGAAUUCAUAGUGGUGAAAAACCCUAUGAAUGUAAGGAAUGUGGGAAGUCCUUUAUCCUUGGCUCUCAACUCACUUACCAUCAGAGAAUUCAUAGUGGUGAGAAACCCUAUGAGUGUAAGGAAUGUGGAAAGGCCUUUAUUCUUGGUUCACACCUUACUUAUCAUCAAAGAGUUCAUACUGGUGAAAAGCCUUACAGAUGUAAAGAAUGUGGGAAGGCCUUUUUAUGUGCCUCCCAACUUAACGAACAUCAGAGAAUCCAUACAGGUGAGAAACCCUAUGAAUGUAAAGAAUGUGGGAAGGCCUUUUUCCGUGGCUCACAACUAACUUACCAUCUGAGAGUUCAUACAGGCGAGAGACCCUAUAAAUGCAAAGACUGUGGGAAAGCCUUUAUUUCUAAUUCUAAUCUUACUCAACAUCAGAGAAUUCAUACAGGUGAAAAACCCUAUAAAUGUAGAGAAUGUGAGAAGGCCUUUAUUUGUGGCAAACAACUUAGUGAACAUCAGAGAAUUCAUACAGGUGAGAAACCCUUUGAAUGUAAGGAGUGUGGAAAGGCUUUUAUUCGUGGUGCAUAUCUUACUCAACAUGAGAAAAUUCAUGGUGAGAAGCAUUAUGAAUGUAAGGAAUGUGGGAAGACCUUUUAUCGUGCCACACAACUUACAUAUCACCAGAGAAUUCAUACAGGUGAGAAACCCUACAAAUGUAAGGAAUGUGACAAGGCUUUUAUUUAUGGCUCACAACUUAGUGAACACCAGAGAAUUCAUAGAGGUGAAAAACCCUAUGAAUGUAAGCAAUGUGGGAAGGCCUUUAUUCGUUGCUCACAUCUUACUGAACAUCUAAGAACUCAUUCCGGUGAGAAACCCUAUGAAUGUAAGGAAUGUGGGAAGGCCUUUAGUCGUGGCUCAGAACUUACUCUACAUCAAAGGAUCCAUACUGGUGAGAAACCUUAUGUGUGUAAUGAAUGUGGGAAGGAUUUUAGUUUUGUAUCGGUCCUUAUUCGACAUCAGCGAAUUCAUACUGGUGAGAAACCUUAUGAAUGUAAAGAAUGUGGCAAGGCCUUUGGUAGUGGUGCAAACCUUGCUUACCAUCAAAGAAUUCAUACUGGUGAGAAGCCUUAUGAAUGUAGUGAAUGUGGAAAGGCCUUUGGUAGUGGCUCAAACCUUACUCAUCAUCAGAGAAUUCAUACUGGUGAGAAACCAUAUGAAUGUAAAGAAUGCGGGAAAGCCUUUAGUUUUGGAUCAGGCCUUAUUCGACAUCAGAUAAUUCACAGUGGUGAAAAGCCUUAUGAGUGUAAGGAAUGUGGGAAGUCCUUUAGUUUUGAAUCAGCCCUUACUCGGCAUCACAGAAUUCACACAGGUGAGAAACCUUAUGAAUGUAAGGAUUGUGGGAAGGCUUUUGGCAGUGGUUCAAACCUUACUCAACAUCGAAGGAUUCAUACUGGUGAGAAACCUUAUGAAUGUAAAGCAUGUGGAAUGGCCUUUAGUAGUGGUUCGGCCCUUACUCGGCAUCAGAGAAUUCAUACUGGUGAAAAACCAUAUAUAUGUAAUGAAUGUGGGAAGGCUUUUAGUUUUGGAUCAGCCCUUACUCGACAUCAAAGAAUUCACACUGGUGAGAAACCUUAUAUAUGUAAGGAAUGUGGGAAGGCUUUUAAUAGUGGCUCAGAUCUCACUCAACAUCAGAGAAUUCACACUGGUGAGAAACCCUAUGAGUGUAAGGAUUGUGAGAAGGCCUUUAGAAGUGGUUCAAAACUUAUUCAGCAUCAAAGAAUGCACACUGGUGAGAAACCCUAUGAGUGUAAGGAAUGUGGGAAGGCCUUUAGUAGUUGUUCAGACCUUACUCAACAUCAGAGAAUUCAUACUGGUGAGAAACCUUACGAAUGUAAAGAAUGUGGCAAGGCCUUUGGUAGUGGCUCAAAACUUAUCCAACACCAGCUAAUUCACACUGGUGAAAAACCGUAUGAAUGUAAAGAAUGUGGAAAGUCCUUCAGUAGUGGUUCAGCUCUUAACCGGCACCAGAGAAUACACAGUGGUGAAAAACCCUAUGAAUGUAAGGAAUGUGGGAAGAAUUUUGGUACUGGCUCAAGCCUUACUCAACAUCAGAAAAUUCAUACUGCUGAGAAACUUUAUGAAUGUAAGGAAUGUGGAAAGGCUUUUGGGAGGGGUUCAGAGAUUCAGCAACAUAAAAAAAGUCAUACUGAUGAGUAGCUCUGUGAAUUGGAAAUUUAUGUUAGAAUUAUGUGGUUAAGGAAGGACACAGGACACAUAAGAAAACUCAUAUUAGGGAGUGUCACUACAAAUGUAACUAAGGUACAAAUGCCUUACUUGUGCUUUACCACUUCAUCUGAGAGAAUUUAUACAGGAAAAGAAAAACCAAUUUGAAGAACUCUAUCUAUAUUCAUU
Callorhinus ursinus (northern fur seal) is the source of this 5234-nucleotide messenger RNA. NCBI's taxonomy places the organism in Eukaryota, Metazoa, Chordata, Mammalia, Carnivora, Otariidae. The record is from RefSeq and is a predicted model, not a curated record.